AUGACAUCAACAUCAUCUUCAUCUUCCUUACCACCCUCUGUACUCCGACUUGAAAAUACACCUACAGUCGAAAGAUUCUACCAUAUUCUCGAGAAGCUAUCAUGCCCACUUGCCAGCCCAUUAAGCUUCACACUUUGUUCAAAUGGCAACAAGAUAAUAUCAAUCCAAGAGGCUACAUCAAUGGAAUGUAUACGACGACGAGCAGAUCAAGUCAUACCAGACAUUACUUAUAAACUAUGUAAUUUAGAGUGUAAUAUUACAGUAGAUGUAUCGUAUGUAUCGCUUAUAUAG
This is a messenger RNA of Cavenderia fasciculata, 291 nucleotides long. RefSeq lists its product as uncharacterized. The record is from RefSeq and is a predicted model, not a curated record. NCBI's taxonomy places the organism in Eukaryota, Evosea, Eumycetozoa, Acytosteliales, Cavenderiaceae. The transcript has a single exon. Bases 1 to 291 code for a protein of 96 amino acids.